Molecule: messenger RNA, 1773 nt
Organism: Bufo bufo (common toad)
Lineage: Eukaryota; Metazoa; Chordata; Amphibia; Anura; Bufonidae
Gene: SLC31A1
Product: solute carrier family 31 member 1
Exons: 5
Coding region: 167-730 (187 amino acids)
Biological process (GO): copper ion transmembrane transport
Cellular component (GO): membrane
Molecular function (GO): copper ion transmembrane transporter activity
Source: RefSeq, a predicted model, not a curated record
CCGGGGCUGGAUUAGUAGUCCGGGGUGAGCAUGCAGGUGAUGACACGGCCUCAGUAGGUAGGGGAGGCGUCUCCUGUGACUAUCUAAGCCUCCGUCACCCCGUGGACUCGUCAGAUCUCCUCUGGACUGGUUAACAGUGGAAUAGCUGUUUUUGAAGGCUUCCAAAAUGUCCCACAACCACCACACCAUGACUACGGCUGAUCCCCACAGUGGUCACCACCAUCCCACCACGAGUGGACACGACCAUGGUGGAGGAGGCGGAGGAGAUGGAAGUAUGCAUAUGAUGCCCAUGGUGUUUUAUUUUGGAUAUGAGAACGUGGAGCUUCUCUUCUCAGGGCUGGUGAUCAAUUCCCCGGGAGAAAUGGCCGGUGCCUUUGUGGCCGUGUUUCUGCUCGGAAUGUUGUACGAGGGGCUGAAGAUUGCACGCGAAUCCCUGCUCCGGAAGUCGCAAGUCAGUAUCCGUUAUAACUCCAUGCCAGUACCAGGACCCAACGGCACCACCUUGAUGGAGACUCACAAGACUGUGGGACAACAGAUGCUGAGCCUCCCGCACGUUUUCCAGACGUUUCUUCACAUCAUCCAAGUCGUGGUCAGCUACUUCCUCAUGUUAAUAUUCAUGAGCUACAACGCCUACCUGUGCAUCGCGGUGGCGGCCGGAGCCGGCACCGGAUACUUCUUCUUCAGCUGGAAAAAAGCGGUGGUGGUGGACAUAACUGAACAUUGCCAUUAACGAAGAACCGCCCUCCCCCAAGGGCUUGAGUGAUGGAUCAUCUGGUGACACCGGCAAAUAACUCCACCUCUCACUGACGAGUGACCAAUCCAACAGACUCCGCCAUUGCCUUCUUAUUUUUUUAUUUUGUUUUAUAAUUUCAAUAUCACCGCGGUAAUUAACGUCACGUCCUCGUAGGGAAGGUUUUCUUGACCAGCAAUGGAUUUCUGAUGGAGUGUUCCUUAAAAAAAAAAAAAACUUCCUGUCCAUUUCUCUGACCAAGACGCUUCAGAUACUGAAUGCUUCCCUUAACCAGUAGGGGGCCCCAUUAGAUUAUGUGAAGCUUUAAAUUCUAACGUCGAGUAGCUUGGUGGAUUCUUAUUGGCAAUUCCUUGAGACAUUGCUUCAGUCCUUAUACAAUCAAUGCUUCUUCUCCUAAUUUUGAUUCUUCUCUCCAUUAAAAUUCAGUUUCGAUCCCUAUUAUAUGUGAUAAGGAAAUAUUCAGUAAUUGAAAUCACCAGCUAUGUGGAUACAGUUAAAGCAUGGUUUUCCAGGGGCCCAUAAGCUCCUCCCCUGCUUAGUCCUGCCCCCAAGGAGCAGUCAAAAAGUUAUAUUUAUGAUUCAGUAAUUGUUCCCCCCCUCCGUCUGUGCAGUUCUGUCCAAUCAUGGUUUGCCAGAGACGUGGAAGCCCCUCCCCUUUUUAGUCCUGCCCCUAAGGUUCAGUCUAAGAUCACCACCUAGGUGAUUGCAGUCCUAUUAGGGUUUGGCAGUGGCAUGUAAGCCACUUUCCCGCUUAGUCCUGCCCCCAAGGAGCAGUCAAAUAUUUCUAUUUACUAUUCAGUAAGUGUGGGGUCACUGCCUAUGCGAUUAAAGUCCAGUCAUUGAUUACCAGUGGGAUGGAAGCCCCUCCCCUGCAUAGUCCUGCCCCCGAAGAGCAGUCCCCCCCCCAUCAUUUACAUAUUCUGACAAGUAGGUGCAGUAUUGAUAAUAGAAUUAAGCAGUCACCUAGAAGAUGGCCUUUAAUAUAGACGACUGAAAUCUCCAUUUUUGAAGUUUCACGUUUU